Molecule: messenger RNA, 1872 nt
Organism: Mycena indigotica
Lineage: Eukaryota; Fungi; Basidiomycota; Agaricomycetes; Agaricales; Mycenaceae
Exons: 10
Coding region: 1-1872 (623 amino acids)
Source: RefSeq, a predicted model, not a curated record
AUGCUCGACACCAACGCCAUCAAUACCCUAAUCUCUUUAAUCCGGCGAACCUCCAGCUGCAUCGACACCUUCACACUUCGCAACGCCAAGCAGAUGAAUAAAUGCUGGGAGCAAGCAAGCAAGAAAUGUACCAACUUUGAAGAACGCACAAUCGAUGUCCAGUACAAGAAGAAAGACCAUGAAUUCACCAUGUUCGUGCGACCGUUAUGGCAGUGGAGCCUCGACCUCAUUCGAGACCCACGUGUUGCUUCCUUUAUCUCUUGGGAUGCGGAGAGGCUCUUCCGAUUCGAUGGCCAACAGUGGGUUCCUUUCUACACCGAACCUUGGACAGGAUCUGCGUGUUGGAAUAUUCAGUCCUGUCUUCCAAAUGAUCCGCAAGCCAAAUUAUUUCCCUACAUCAUAUACGCAGACAAAUCCAAGCUGUCACCUUUUGGUACACAAAAGGGCUACCCAAUCAUUGCUCGCCUGGGAUGUCUGCCAGUCCAUAUUCGUAACGGCACAAAAUGGGGUGGAGGGCAGAUUGUUGGAUGGCUUCCUGUUAUUGAUGAAGACUCUAAGGAGUCGGGCAAACCUCAAUAUACAAACUUCAAAAAUGCUGUGUGGCACGAGGCCUUUUACAAGCCGAUUGAAUCGAUCGAAGCGUACUCCAAGACUGGAAUUUGGGUCCGUUGUGGGGAUGGACAAAGUCGCUGGCUUCAUCCGCUGGUUCUUAUGCUCGUGGCCGACUAUGAAGAGGCAACCGUUAUGACACUUACUCGAGGGGUGAAGGCACUAUUUCCCUGUCCAAUCUGUCUUGUCAAAACCAGCGACUUAUCUGAUUUUGAAGUGAUGGCAACACUUCGGACAGCAGCCGACUCCGAGAACCUAGUAGUUGCAGCUCAGCAGCCUGGAGCUUUGCAGGGAGAGCACGAAAAAAUUCUCCGAGAUGUAGGACUGCGAAAGGUCAAUCAGUGUUUGAACAUUGCUUUCAACGAUGGCGGCGAUCGUCGGUUCCAACUGCUGCUGCGAUGUAUUCGCAGCUUUGUUGUCAUCGACACCUAUCUUGCAUUGAAAAUUCAAACUGCGAACACAAUCCAGCAGGGGAGAGAGGAAGUCAAGCGAUUUGGAAGGCUUAUUCAGGAGUAUUCUCAAGCUUGUAUUGGGACAGAAUUCGCAAAAAACUGGAAUUUCCCAAAAAUUCACCUGCUUUUGCACGCAUUUGACGAUAUUAUUCGUAAAGGGGCAUCACGAAACUUCAGCACAAACAUUGACGAGUCUAUGCAUGGACCCAUUCGCGACGCUUAUCUCAAUCUUACCAACAAAAAGAAUGUGGGUCCUCAGAUCUUGAAGUUUGUUCAUCGAAGCACUGUCGCCACUCUGAUACGAGAGCAAAUCGACGACAUUGAUGAAUCUGUUGCGUUGUCAAAAAGAAAGGAAGAUGUGUCGAAGGACGGCAACAACUGUAACGUUGCCGACUCAGAGCAAGUUGGCAAUAGCGAAAUAGGUGGUAAACGUGAUAAAGUCUCAUUUCUUAGCCUUGAAACCAAAAUGGCUCAAGACGCUGGUUUUAAAAACUUCAGGACCCGCUUUACGUCGUUUUUCAACAAUUUUCUUCUUGCUUUCGACUACGUUUCCCAAGAUCACCCUCGGACAACUUUACAGCCGACAGAUGAGAUCCAACCCUAUAGCUUUCUCAAGGUCCACUUCCCCUCCCUUGAUAGUUGGGCGGGAGAAGCAGAUUAUCUUCGAUGCUCCCCUCAAUUCCAUGGCAGAGCUCGCUACGAUGCCGCAUUCGUGCAGACAACGGAUGGCAUUAUCGUGGCACGCCUGAUAUUUAUCUUUUCCUGCAAAUUCAAGGACAAAAUAUUGCCAUUUGCGCUGGUCCAACCGUAG